AUGGCGCUACAUGCCAGUAAUCUCACGACGGCAAACCCUCGGAGAGGCUUAAAGGUCAAGAAUAAACCCGAGUCCUGGACAGUGGAAUACGAUGGACUGAUCAACGAAGAUCAAUGCAAAGAGUAUGAAUGGGUCGGUAUGAGAUUGAAAUCUCCCCUUUUCCGACCCGAGACCUGUAUUCCAGGAACAGACUCGAAGACAGUCAUGGGCAUCAUGAUCAAGGGCCUCCUCGCUGUUCCCAAUGCAGAGACACGCCUGGUGGUCAAAGUGUUUAUACCGAAACUUCUCGUCAGUCUGGACUCGACGAAGGCCAUUGUAUCCAUGCUUUGGCUGGUAGACCCGCUGUCGAGUGAUGUUCAUCCUGUUCACUGUGGACCUAACUCACUCUAUUCACUAGGGCUACAGUAUUCUAAUCUUGCUAGGGACGAUGCCAUUGAUCUCCAGGCUGAGAUGCUGUCCGCAGUCCAGGUUGAGGAUCCUUGGGAUAAUCGCCUCUCCUCUGACCGGAAACCACUGGAGCUUCUACCGCAUCCAGGAGAUCUGGGGGAUACGAAGUAUCGCCAUAGGACCCGCGGAAGUUUGGAUGCUACAUCCGUCCAAGAUUUGAUGUAUCUCAUGGAUUUGGCAAUUUAUGGCGAGGCGGGACGCUACCCCAAUGCGAGCCCUGCUUAUUGUUUCCUGGAGAACAAGACGACUGUUGUUAUCGAAUUCAGACAACACUGUGGAACACUCGAUAUGCUGGAGACAUCUCUCUGGGCUAUUUUAUGCGUCAGACUCACUCAACACUGCCUCAACAAAUCUGAUACCUUCUUCUACGAAUCAUAUACCAAUCUGAGAUAUUGCUCUACGAUUCACGACUUUCUUAAAGAGCAAGGCUUGGGGGAGUUGUCCAAAUGUAUCCAGCCACAACCAAAACAUCUUAAAGUGUCAGAUCUGAGAUAUUGGCAUCCUAUCGCAAGGGCUGCGCCCCCUAAGGAGCUCCGUGCGAUUCCAAUUUUGUCUUCGGGACAACCAUUUGCAUCGCAUUUCCAAAAAUCUAGCCGCCCAACCGACAGAAGAGAAGACUUACAAAAUUAUGCAAGAAAAGAAAGCUACUAUUUUGGUAUCGAGCUCGAAUUGUACAUGCCAGUUUUGCUACCACAUGAGGGCCGGCCCGAUCCUCAUCCCAACGAUGGCAGGGAACUCAGCCGUGCCGAGCGAUUCCCCAAAAGAGUUGACUUAAUGAAAGAAACCAUCAGUUCUAUAGGGCCGUUGACUCUGGUGUGGGACGAGCAUUUAGACCGCAAGUCCUGGGAGAGCAAGCUCCUCAGUCAUGGGAUCGUGCCUGUUGACGAUAUCGACCCUCAAUAUCAGACGUGGACCAUUGGAACCGAUGUAUCGCUACGCCGAAUGUCUGAAUGGGGAGGGUACAAGCAGCUGAAUGGUUUGGAGAUCAUCCGUCGCGUUCUCAGAGCGACGCCCCAGUGCUGGGAAGAGGUACUGAAUAUGGUCUCCAUCCUGCGAAACAACUUCAGGUUGACAGUAGGCAAAUCAUGUGGCUUCCACAUCCACGUUGGCAAAGGCACCGGGCCCAUGCUGUUACACCUCGUGCGUAAGGUUUCUAUCCUCAUGUAUUUAGCAGAGAACAUUAUUUACCGCCUUUGUUGUCCUGAAAGAAGGGAGUCAAGUUACGUACCGAGUCUAGCAUCAUUACUAGAACCUCUAUGUACCGAUCAGUGGUCGGAAAUGGAUGUUCCAGCUGACUUUGAACAGUACAUUCCCGUCCACAAGGUCAUCGACCGCCGUACCUUGGGGAUUCUGAAGAAGCUCUGGACGACCGAAACUCUACAACUGCUCAAGUUUCUUAUAACUCCCAUCAUGGGCUCAAAGUCUUGCUUAGGUCUUUCCAAGUGCCACUCCUUUGAUGAGUUUGGUGAAGGCUCUGAAGAUGAGUGUAAAGGGACCGUUGAGUUUCGCUACCUCGAAGGUACUCUGGAUCCUGAGCUGAUUCUUCGGUGGAGUCAGUUAAUAGUUUCUCUAUUCCAGUUUGCUGAUCUAGCUUCACCACAGGCAUGGCAAAAUUUUGUACCUGCAGUACUGCAGUGUCCAGCAUUGGGUAGGAGGGAUCCGAACGUGCUGAGAGUCUUUUUGUUAUUCUUAGGAAAGGGUGAUGAUUAUGACUUUUGGAACAAUCGGAUGCAAAUGAUGACGAGUUUGCCUCUCGAUGCCCAACAACUGGCUCGCAGGCCAGUUGAUAACAAUGAGAUUCUGACUCCCCUCGAUGAUGAGUACAUUGAUACAUUACGAGAAGAGCUGUGUACUAGAGAGAUGAAAUUGCCUUGCACGAUCUAG
This is a messenger RNA of Fusarium proliferatum ET1, 2331 nucleotides long. RefSeq lists its product as uncharacterized. The record is from RefSeq and is a predicted model, not a curated record. The coding region runs from base 1 to 2331 and encodes 776 amino acids. The transcript has a single exon. NCBI's taxonomy places the organism in Eukaryota, Fungi, Ascomycota, Sordariomycetes, Hypocreales, Nectriaceae.